Messenger RNA from Daphnia carinata, 1987 nucleotides. RefSeq names its product UTP--glucose-1-phosphate uridylyltransferase-like (gene UGP). Gene Ontology annotation, biological process: glycogen metabolic process; UDP-alpha-D-glucose metabolic process. Lineage: Eukaryota; Metazoa; Arthropoda; Branchiopoda; Diplostraca; Daphniidae. The transcript has 12 exons. The record is from RefSeq and is a predicted model, not a curated record. Bases 301 to 1842 code for a protein of 513 amino acids. Gene Ontology annotation, cellular component: cytoplasm. Gene Ontology annotation, molecular function: UTP:glucose-1-phosphate uridylyltransferase activity.
AAAUGGGCCGCAUAAGCACGUGCAAAUGUGGUGCGCUGAAAACUCGCUAUAGGCGCUCUGAGCAAAAGAAAAACGAGUGCCCUUGUAUUGCCAUACCAACCUUAAACGACCUUGAAACGUAACCGCGAACAUCUGCACUUCACGGAAACUAAUCUACUGAUCCGAUAGUAUCGUUUCAGGGGAUACGGUUGCCUGCCAUCUGACAAGUUGACGUUUUAGCAGUGCACAUCAAGGAUCGACAUUUUAGUUCAGCUACGAUACUACGCUGGUAAAGCUAGUGUUUGCUUUUCAAAAGAAAAUAUGUCGUCGUUGCACUUAGAAAAAAAGGCGAUGUACGGACAUCAAAGACAAGGAUCCGAUUCUGCAGCAUUUAAGGAACUAACAAAGAGAGAUGCUCAAGUUCAGUUAGCAGUUGAACUUGAAAAACUUAUUCGAACAUGUUCAGAAGCAACCCAUGAAAGAAUCGAAAGAGAAUUUGCUGGAUUCCGUCGUUUAUUUGUUAGAUUUCUCUUGGAUCCAACUUCAUCUGUUCAGUGGGAAAAAAUUGAAAAACUUCCUGAUGGAUCAGUGGGUGACUAUGAAACGCUACCAACUCCUCCACUCACUCAAAUACGAGGAAUGUUGGAUAAACUUGUUGUAAUUAAGCUCAAUGGUGGACUUGGAACAUCAAUGGGCUGUCAAGGUCCUAAAUCAGUUAUUUCUGUGCGGAAUGAUCUUACAUUCCUUGAUUUGACUGUCCAACAAAUUGAGAGUUUGAACAAGACAUAUAAUGCAAAUGUUCCAUUGGUCUUGAUGAACUCGUUCAACACAGAUGAGGAAACUCAACUCGUCAUUCAGAAAUACACAAAAUUUGAAAUCCAAAUCCAUACUUUUAAUCAAAGUAAUUAUCCGCGAAUCAACAAGGAAUCUCUAAUGCCCAUAGCAAGAUCUUGUAACACUUCAGCAGACAUGGAAGCUUGGUAUCCGCCUGGUCACGGUGAUUUUUACGAAUCAUUUUACAAUUCUGGUCUUUUGGAAGAGUUUAUCAAACAGGGACGAGAAUACUGCUUCAUCUCGAAUAUCGACAACUUGGGCGCAACUGUAGAUUUAAACAUUCUCAACAUGUUGUUAAACCCAGGGGAAAAUUCCAGCAAGCCCAAGGAAUUCCUGAUGGAGGUUACCGAUAAAACACGAGCUGACGUGAAGGGUGGUACCUUGAUUCAGUACGAAAAUAAGCUACGCUUGUUGGAAAUCGCUCAAGUCCCUAAAGAGAAAGUGGAAGAUUUCAAGUCAGUCAAGACAUUUAAGUUCUUCAAUACUAACAAUUUGUGGGUGAAAUUGCCUUCUAUCAAACGAAUUAUCGAGAAUGGCACAUUAGAUAUGGAAGUUAUAGUCAAUCCCAAAACGUUAGAUAACGGAAUGAACGUUAUCCAACUAGAAACUGCUGUUGGUGCUGCCAUGAAGUGUUUUGAGGGAUCGAUAGGGUUGAAUGUACCUCGUAGCCGUUUCUUGCCUGUGAAAAAGACUUCCGAUUUGCUUUUAGUAAUGAGCAACCUGUACAAUUUGAAGAAUGGAAGCCUUUCGAUGAGCGCGCUAAGGAGUUUUCCAUCAACACCGCUCAUCAAGUUGGGAGAAAACCAUUUUGCCAAGGUCCGUGAAUUUCUGAAGCGGUUUGCCACAAUUCCUGAUUUACUAGAAUUGGAUCACUUAACUGUUUCGGGUGAUGUUACUUUCGGACGCCAUGUCUCUCUGAAGGGGACGGUUAUUAUCAUUGCUAAUCACGGAGACCGUAUCGAUAUUCCUUCAGGAGCAAUUUUGGAAAAUAAAAUUGUCUCGGGUAACUUGCGCAUAUUGGAUCAUUAAGUCUAACUAAUGAAUGUUUUGAGAGUUGUUGUUAUAGUUGAGUAUACGGUUGUUGUAAUUAGAUAGUCUUUGCUAGGAUUGCAAACGCAGCAAGAGUUUUGCUUAUCUGGUAAAAGGAAUAUAUUCAUUAAAGUUAUUAAACAUU